ACAGGAUGAAUAGAAAUCUCUUUUGGGGGAUCUCUUAGUCCAAAUCCUUUAGCUGAAUGCGCGUGUCCCGGUGAGGCUGCUCCUCUAGACGCUGCGGGCAUUUUGCAGACAUCCCACCAACUGCCAUCAGCGACCAAUUAGAAGAUAGGGACAGCUGCACCUGUCACACAGCCCUUCCGACCUUGUGUGUGCUUCAAGUCCGAGAUUCCUGACACAAAGCAGCGUGUGCCCCCCCACCCACUCUGUGGCCACAGCUGGAGUCCUGGGCUGCUGGGUGCUCCAGGUGCCAUACCCCACACACGCAUAGAGCCCGUGGGCUGGCAGCGGGCACCCACAGUGGCCUCUGCAAUGCCUGCCUGGCUGCGGCUCGUUUCCUCACUGCAGCGUGCUCAUAGGAAUGUGGGAGUUUCGCUUGAAGUGUGGGUAAAGAGUCCUGGGGUUGUUUGAGCCAUCCCAGGCCACAGGGCCUCCAGGAAGUGGAGGAAAUGGUAAAUCCAGGGUCCUCUUGGCCACUGCGUUGGCCUCUGCACACUUGGCCCCUGCGGACCCUGGGGCUUCUGCUUUACUGUCUGUGACAUAAACGAGUGACACUUGCUUGCCACCUUCUUGCCGGGAAAGCCAGGCUGGGUUUUCUCAUUUCCACCUUUUCCCUGUUUUACACGAGGGCACGAGGAUGGGGCUGCAGUAUCAGUGACGCACCGUCACCAGCGGGCCACAGAGCUUUGUGUUAGCCCCUCUCAAGCCCUUUAGCUUCUGGAACCGUUUAAAUUCUUAAAAAUUAUACAGGACCCCAAAGAGCUUUUGUUUAUGUGAGCUUUAUCUAUUGACAUUUACCAUACUAGGAAUUAAGAUAACAUUUAAAAUUAUUUAGCUACAUAAAAAUAACAAUAACAAACUUACUGUUAACACACAUUUUAAAAUGAAAAGUGGCUACAUUUUCCAAAACAAAAAACGUGAAUCUUUAGCUCAAUCAAUGUUUCAAAUGGAAGCAUUAUGACAGUCAAAAGCUGGCAACUAAACAUAACUGGCACAAGCUCUGCCACCGAGACAAUGGAGGCCUGAGUAGUAGGCUCCCUGCAGAAUGAAAGGACUGGAGCUGCCAGCAUCAACACCAACGCAUCUCCCAACAAGGGUGAGUGAAAACACACACCUAAAGACCUCAGAGAGCACGUAAGCACACAGCUGUGCAUCCACUCUGAGGGUGAGCCACCAAGCACACGGUGACCCCGGGGAGAGCCCGAAGGGAGUGAAGUAUCUGAAGGAAAGAAGGAAGUGAGCGGUGGGCAAAGGAGAACCCGAGGACCCUGGCACAGUCUCAGCUGCAAACAUCUAGUCUUGCUUAACUGGGGUGCAGAGGCCACUGCACCUCAGGGUUGUCACGAAGCGCCUGACCUCUCUAUUUUAUUACUAUUAUUAUUAUCUUUUUUUUUUGAGAAGGAGUCUUCCUCUGUCGCCCAGGCUGGAGUGCAGUGGCGCAAUCUCGGCUCACUGCAACCUCCACCUCCCGGGUUCAGGCGAUUCUCGUGCAUCAGCCUCCUGAGUAGAUGGAAUUACAGGCAUGUGCCAGCACACCUGGCUAAUUUUUGCAUUUUUAGUAGAGUCGGGGUUUCAGUCACCAUGUUGCCCAGGCUGGUCUUGAACUCCUGGCCUCAAGUAAUCCGCCCGCCUCGGCCUCCCAAAGUUCUGGGUUUACAGGCGUGAGCCACCGCGCCUGAGCCCUCUGAGAGCCCCCGCCUGGCGUCGCUGUAGGCAAAUCCCAAAGAACGUGUCCCUUCAGCAGCUGGCUGGGGUGCCACAAACACUAUCUGUUGUCUUCGCUUUAGUUUGUGUCAAAGUGACUCAAAGUUACACAACACUGGCGGGCGACUGCCCGCCUUUUUACCCUGUGGCCUUUCCCAUCCAGGCGUCCGGAGGGUGAGCCCCUGCCCUCCAGGACCCCUGCCCUCCCGGACCCCUCCCUUCCAGGACCCCACCCGUCUGGGACUCAGGCCUUCCCUGACUCCUCCCUCCCGGACUCACCCCUCCCAGAUCCCUCCCCUCUGGGACCCUCUCCCCUCCCGGGCCCCCUCCCCUCCCGGACUCACCCCUCCCAGAUCCUUCCCCUCCAGGACCCCCUCCUCUCUCGGGACUCCUCUCCUCCCGGACCCACCUCUUCCUGACCCCUGCCCUCCCGGACCCCUGCGGGACUAGAUGUAUACAGCUGAGACCAUAUCACGGUUCUCACCCUUGCUCUACCCUCCCGGACCCCUGCUCUCCCGGACGCGUGGACUCCAGCUCCUGCCUGGGUCCCCAAAGCGCUGAACCCACGGUCACUUCUAUGCGUAGCCCUGGUGCCCGCCGCCCACAGCCGGACCGCACUCCUCGGCCUCCGCCUAACCCCUGGCUCAGCCACGCGAGUGACAGCUCUGCCCGCCCGGGCUGGCGACGCCGAGGGGUGGGCUCGGCCCCACCUGAGCAGGUCCCCAGCGCCCCUCUGAAACCCGCCUGUGGUCCCUGGCGCCGCCUCUAGGGGCCGCCGCCGCUCCCCUAUGACACAGCAACAAUAGGGGCCGCUCUGGUCCAAGCGCCCUGCGGCCCGCGCUUCCGCCGGAAAAGAGCCGCCGGCGCGGGGGCGGACCGGGGAGGAGCGAGUGCGAUGGACGGUCGCCCUCGCCAAUCGUUGGCAGGUUAGAGCCGGCUGCGCGGCCUACGGGGCUCAAUCGGCGGCGAGAGCGGCAGGCGGGGCGGGCCGAACGCGGGCUUCCGGCGGGGUCCGGCAGGCGCCGAGGAGGAAGAGCGAGCCCGGACGGCGCCUCUCGAACGAGUGUGGGCGCGAGGCAGGAUGACGACCUCGGGCGCGCUCUUUCCAAGCCUGGUGCCAGGCUCUCGGGGCGCCUCCAACAAGUACUUGGUGGAGUUUCGGGCGGGAAAGAUGUCCCUGAAGGGGACCACCGUGACUCCGGAUAAGCGGAAAGGGCUGGUGUACAUUCAGCAGACGGACGACUCGCUUAUUCACUUCUGCUGGAAGGACAGGACGUCCGGGAACGUGGAAGACGACUUGAUCAUCUUCCCUGACGACUGUGAGUUCAAGCGGGUGCCGCAGUGCCCCAGCGGGAGGGUCUACGUGCUGAAGUUCAAGGCAGGGUCCAAGCGGCUUUUCUUCUGGAUGCAGGAACCCAAGACAGACCAGGAUGAGGAGCAUUGCCGGAAAGUCAACGAGUAUCUGAACAACCCCCCGAUGCCUGGGGCGCUGGGGGCCAGCGGAAGCAGCGGCCACGAACUCUCUGCGCUAGGCGGUGAGGGCGGCCUGCAGAGCCUGCUGGGAAACAUGAGCCACAGCCAGCUCAUGCAGCUCAUCGGACCAGCCGGCCUCGGAGGACUGGGUGGGCUGGGGGCCCUGACUGGACCUGGCCUGGCCAGCUUACUGGGGAGCAGUGGGCCUCCAGGGAGCAGCUCUUCCUCCAGCUCCCGGAGCCAGUCGGCAGCGGUCACCCCGUCAUCCACCACCUCUUCCACCCGUGCCACCCCAGCCCCUUCCGCUCCAGCAGCUGCCUCAGCAACUAGCCCGAGCCCCGCGCCCAGUUCCGGGAAUGGAGCCAGCACAGCAGCCAGCCCGACCCAGCCCAUCCAGCUGAGUGACCUCCAGAGCAUCCUGGCCACGAUGAACGUACCAGCCGGGCCAGCAGGCGGCCAGCAAGUGGACCUGGCCAGUGUGCUGACGCCGGAGAUAAUGGCUCCCAUCCUCGCCAACGCGGAUGUCCAGGAGCGCCUGCUUCCCUACUUGCCAUCUGGGGAGUCGCUGCCGCAGACCGCGGAUGAGAUCCAGAAUACCCUGACCUCGCCCCAGUUCCAGCAGGCCCUGGGCAUGUUCAGCGCAGCCUUGGCCUCGGGGCAGCUGGGCCCCCUCAUGUGCCAGUUCGGUCUGCCUGCAGAGGCUGUGGAGGCCGCCAACAAGGGCGAUGUGGAAGCGUUUGCCAAAGCCAUGCAGAACAACGCCAAGCCCGAGCAGAAAGAGGGCGACACGAAGGACAAGAAGGACGAAGAGGAGGACAUGAGCCUGGACUGAGCCACGCGCCGUCCUCCGAGGAACUGGGCGCUUGCAGUGCAUUGCACACCCUCACCUCCCACCCACUGAUUAUUAAUAAAGUCUUUUCUUUUACCUGCCAA
Molecule: messenger RNA, 4146 nt
Organism: Pan troglodytes (chimpanzee)
Lineage: Eukaryota; Metazoa; Chordata; Mammalia; Primates; Hominidae
Gene: ADRM1
Product: ADRM1 26S proteasome ubiquitin receptor
Exons: 10
Coding region: 2822-4045 (407 amino acids)
Cellular component (GO): cytoplasm; proteasome regulatory particle, lid subcomplex; nucleus
Molecular function (GO): endopeptidase activator activity; proteasome binding
Source: RefSeq, a predicted model, not a curated record